AUGUUGAGAGCAUUGAGCACUCGCAGAAGCCACAACAAGUAUGAAAAGCUAGUUGAUAACACUGAAUCUUCUUCGGCGGGUCUCAUUGUGGGAGGAGGUAGUGAUUAUCAGCUUAAAAGGAGCAAAACCUUGCCGGUUCGAUUUUUUGGGUCGGCCAGUAAAAGAGGUCAGAAGGUGUCUGUGGAGGUGGAGCUGAAAUUGCCGUCCCUCCCGGCAGUGAAACCGGCGAUGAAGGUUAACAAAAGUCACCCACUUUUCAGCCUCUUCGAUCGACGGCGCCAGAACAAGAGGACCACUUCGAGACCGGAGUUCGCUAGGUACAUCGAGUAUGUGAAGGAAGGCAGAGGCUCACUUUACUACAAGUGA
Messenger RNA from Linum tenue, 366 nucleotides. NCBI's taxonomy places the organism in Eukaryota, Viridiplantae, Streptophyta, Magnoliopsida, Malpighiales, Linaceae. The record is from the annotation of a GenBank genome assembly.